UGGGAGGGACGCUGGGCUUGGGUGCCACGCAGAGGCUCUUCCUGUGGGUGGGGGUCCCGGCAGCCCCUCUCGCUCACCCUGUGCUCUGGAUUCUGUUGCCCUCUCUCUCUUGCCGGCCAGGACGAGAAGAACCAAAUGAUGACCACCAACGUCUGGCUGAGGCAGGAGUGGAGCGACUACAAGCUGCGCUGGAACCCAGCUGAUUUUGGCAACAUCACCUCCCUCCGGGUCCCUUCAGAGAUGAUCUGGAUCCCUGACAUUGUCCUUUACAACAAUGCAGACGGGGAGUUUGCGGUGACCCACAUGACCAAAGCGCACCUCUUCUCCACGGGCACGGUGCACUGGGUGCCCCCAGCCAUUUACAAGAGCUCCUGCAGCAUCGACGUCACCUUCUUCCCCUUCGACCAGCAGAACUGCAAGAUGAAGUUUGGCUCCUGGACCUAUGACAAGGCCAAGAUCGACCUGGAGCCGAUGGAGCAGACGGUGGACCUGAAGGACUACUGGGAGAGCGGCGAGUGGGCCAUCAUCAACGCCACGGGCACCUACAACAGCAAGAAGUACGACUGCUGCGCCGAGAUCUACCCCGACGUGACCUACGCCUUCCUCAUCCGCCGGCUGCCGCUCUUCUACACCAUCAACCUCAUCAUCCCCUGCCUGCUCAUCUCCUGCCUCACCGUGCUGGUCUUCUACCUGCCCUCCGACUGCGGCGAGAAGGUCACGCUGUGCAUCUCGGUGCUGCUCUCGCUCACCGUCUUCCUGCUGCUCAUCACGGAGAUCAUCCCGUCCACCUCGCUGGUCAUCCCGCUCAUCGGCGAGUACCUGCUCUUCACCAUGACCUUCGUCACCCUCUCCAUCGUCAUCACCGUCUUCGUGCUCAACGUGCACCACCGCUCCCCCAGCACCCACAGCAUGCCCCGCUGGGUGCGGCUGGCCCUGCUGGGACGUGUGCCCCGGUGGCUGCUGAUGAACCGGCCUCUGCCACCCUUGGAGCCACACGACUCCCCAGGCCUGAAACUCGGCCCUUCUUGUUACUGGUUGGAGACCAACAUGGACGCAGAGGAGAGAGAGGAGGCAGAGGAGGAGGAGGAGAAAGGCAGAGUGAGAGAAGACUGGAAGUGUGUUGCCAUGGUCAUCGACAGGAUCUUCCUCUGGCUCUUCAUCAUCGUCUGCUUCCUGGGAACCCUGGGGCUCUUUCUGCCUCCGUUCCUGGCUGGAAUGAUCUGA
Ictidomys tridecemlineatus (thirteen-lined ground squirrel) is the source of this 1224-nucleotide messenger RNA. Lineage: Eukaryota; Metazoa; Chordata; Mammalia; Rodentia; Sciuridae. The record is from RefSeq and is a predicted model, not a curated record.